Ctenocephalides felis (cat flea) is the source of this 738-nucleotide messenger RNA. RefSeq lists its product as uncharacterized. The transcript has 5 exons. Gene Ontology annotation, biological process: spermatogenesis; piRNA processing; regulation of miRNA-mediated gene silencing. Gene Ontology annotation, cellular component: nucleus; P granule. Bases 1 to 738 code for a protein of 245 amino acids. Gene Ontology annotation, molecular function: sequence-specific DNA binding. Lineage: Eukaryota; Metazoa; Arthropoda; Insecta; Siphonaptera; Pulicidae. The record is from RefSeq and is a predicted model, not a curated record.
AUGCCUGAAUUUAAACCAAACGCAUACGGCGAAUUUGUUUCGGAAUUUAGAAAAGCCAAAGCAUUGGAAAAUAUUUCUUACCCCACGUUUGACGCCGCUGCAAAAGACGCUGUACCUAUUUGGGAGUUUAAGCUUAUCUUUAAAUUAAUAUCUUGGACCAUGUCAGCAUCCGAAAAAAAAAAGUAUAAACAUAUGGCACAGAGACAUAGGCAACAACUAGAAUCGAAUGUCUCUGCCAAUAAUAAUAACUCGAUUUAUAACAAAGGCAACAGUACUGUUUCCCCAAAAAAAACUUGUCAAGGAAAGCUUUUGGCAGAGGUAGAUUUUAAGGAACAGGGAAUACAGGAGUUUAUUAAAAAGAAAAAGCUGUAUACCCAGAAUUUAAUCAGAUCUUCACCAGCUCCUGCGCAGUUAGUUUUCAACAUAAUGCACACAGUUACAUAUAUUGUUGAUGAAAACCAAUAUUAUCAUGCAGAGGUGGCUCUAGUCAAAUUCAAUCUGAACUCAGGGAUUCAGUCGAUGGUCCAGAUGUUUAUUGAUCAUGAGGCUCUUCCAACUGGCUAUCUUCAUGAGGCUAAAAGCAGGCAAGAAAAAGAGCAUCGUAUUGUGCUGCCUCCGCAAUCUAGAAAAAUUCUUAAUACUAAGAGUUAUAGAACCGCAUUAAAUGAACUUACUCAGCUUAUGCAGCAAAUAUUGCAGAAAAAACGAAAUAUAUCUGUCAAUUGCAAGACAGUAUGA